GAUCACUGUUACAGAAUGGACUCCAGUCCGGCGGGGACCCCCAGUCCGCAGCCCUCGAGGGCCAAUGAGAACAUCAACCUGGGGCCUUCAGCCAACCCAAAUGCCCGGCCCACCGACUUCGACUUCCUCAAAGUCAUUGGCAAAGGGAACUAUGGGAAGGUCCUACUGGCCAAGCGCAAGUCCGAUGGCACGUUCUACGCAGUGAAGGUGCUGCAGAAAAAGUCCAUCUUAAAGAAAAAAGAGCAAAGCCACAUCAUGGCGGAGCGCAGUGUGCUUCUGAAGAACGUGCGGCACCCCUUCCUCGUGGGCCUGCGCUACUCCUUCCAGACGCCGGAGAAGCUCUACUUUGUUCUGGACUAUGUCAACGGGGGAGAGCUCUUCCUCCACCUGCAGCGGGAGCGCCGGUUCCUGGAGCCCCGCGCCCGGUUCUACGCCGCCGAGGUGGCGAGUGCCAUCGGCUACCUGCACUCUCUCAACAUCAUUUACAGGGACCUGAAACCAGAGAACAUUCUCUUGGACUGCCAGGGACAUGUGGUGCUCACGGAUUUUGGCCUCUGCAAGGAAGGUGUAGAGCCUGAGGAGACCACGUCCACGUUCUGUGGCACCCCCGAGUACUUGGCUCCAGAAGUGCUUCGUAAAGAACCUUAUGAUAGGGCGGUGGACUGGUGGUGCUUGGGGGCAGUUCUCUAUGAGAUGCUGCACGGCCUGCCGCCCUUCUACAGCCAAGACGUGUCCCAGAUGUAUGAGAACAUUCUGCACCAGCCGCUACAGAUCCCUGGGGGCCGGACGGUGGCCGCCUGCGACCUCCUGCAAGCUCUUCUCCACAAGGACCAGAGGCAGCGGCUGGGCUCCAAAGCAGACUUUCUGGAGAUAAAGGCUCAUGUUUUCUUCAGCCCCAUAAACUGGGAUGACUUGUACCAUAAGAGGCUGACUCCACCCUUCAACCCAAAUGUGGCAGGACCUGCUGACUUGAAACACUUUGACCCAGAGUUCACCCAGGAAGCUGUGUCAACAUCCAUUGGCUGCACUCCCGACACGAUGGCCAGCAGCUCUGGGGCCUCAAGUGCAUUCCUGGGAUUUUCCUAUGCACCAGAGGAUGAUGCCAUCUUGGAUUGCUAGAAGGAAGCACCUUUGAAACCAGUGAACA
Molecule: messenger RNA, 1147 nt
Organism: Diceros bicornis minor
Lineage: Eukaryota; Metazoa; Chordata; Mammalia; Perissodactyla; Rhinocerotidae
Gene: SGK2
Product: serum/glucocorticoid regulated kinase 2
Exons: 12
Coding region: 16-1119 (367 amino acids)
Biological process (GO): protein phosphorylation
Molecular function (GO): ATP binding; protein serine/threonine kinase activity
Source: RefSeq, a predicted model, not a curated record